Messenger RNA from Mytilus trossulus (common blue mussel), 7011 nucleotides. Its product is annotated as bromodomain adjacent to zinc finger domain protein 1A-like. Bases 478 to 5013 code for a protein of 1511 amino acids. Gene Ontology annotation, cellular component: nuclear chromosome; CHRAC. Gene Ontology annotation, molecular function: DNA binding; protein binding. The transcript is spliced from 24 exons. Gene Ontology annotation, biological process: positive regulation of DNA replication; regulation of DNA-templated transcription; chromatin remodeling. The record is from RefSeq and is a predicted model, not a curated record. NCBI's taxonomy places the organism in Eukaryota, Metazoa, Mollusca, Bivalvia, Mytilida, Mytilidae.
GUUUGUUUCAUUUAUAGACUCCGCCCAAAUUGUACUUUUUUCCUUCGAAAUUUUCGAAGACACCACGGUUUUACCCUUAUUUUUUUGUUUUAUAUAAUGUUUGCAGACAUAUUAUUGCAACCAUUAGUUAAAUAAAUUACUUAAUUUUCAUCGUCAAACAGAUUUUCGGAUCAAAGAAGUGAUAAAGUGGUAGAAAAACGAUCGUUUUCUCCCCCCUCUCUCGGUCGGCGCGAAGUUCACAUUGUGCUGUUUCACGCUACAAUCAAAUGACCUCGUUGUCAGACGGAGAUCGAAGACCUAGCAGUCUUGAGCAUAAUAAUUAGUUUUCGAAGUUUACAUGUGUUAAUUUUAGCUGAUAUUUUAUGACACAUCGAAUGAAGAUUCUGUCACAGCAUGAAGAAAGCUAUUUUUUGUCUUAUUUAACAAUUUCAACAAACAUUUCUUUGUGAUUCCCUCCAAAAAUUUCAACAGAUCGAGAUGCCGCUAUUACGAAAACAGCCAUUUCACAGACAACCAGUACCAAGUUCCCUUCAGCCUGAUGACGAUGUAUUUCAUUGUAAGCUGACGAAUGAAAUCUUCAAAGAUUAUGAGGAAUUCUUUGAAAGAAUUAUCUUGUGCAAUAGCUUGGUAUGGUCAUGUUCCAUCACUGGGAAAGCUAGUCUGACAUUUCAAGAAGCAUUGGAAUCAGAAGAGAAAGCCCUUAAGCACAUUGCCUCUUUCCCAGCAGCCCUGCAGAAACCACUUCUGUUCUUAGCACAGAAAACCAAACGCAGUAGAUUGGCUGAUAUGAAUGAUGAUGUUUUCAUGUUUGCAAAAGAUCGAUAUUUUAUCGGUGAAAUUGUGGAUGUUGUCGUUGGUGGAGAAAAGAAAUCUUGUAAAGUUUUACGAGUGGUACCUCCAGUGAAGGAACAAGAAGAAGGAUGUAUUGUUAUAGAUUCAGAUGAGGAGGAAGCGACCAGCGCAAAAAAUAAAAAUGUCACAGUUCCAAAAUCUGAUGAAUAUAGAUAUGUUGUUCAAGAGACAGGAAAGUCAAAUAUUACCAUAACAGUACCAAGCAAACAAGUCAGUCGAAGAAAGGGUUUAUACACAAGAGACAAAAGUAAACUUUUCCUAAAGAACAACUCGGAUAUUGAGGAUGGCUUAUGGAAGAUAAAGGUUAGUGUGCUUAAAAAGAGAGGUGUGGAUACCAUGCAGUUUGUUGACUUCUAUGCUGGCGUUAUGCCUGUGUAUGAAGUAACCGAAUCCAAGAAAAAACCUUCUAAGAAAAAGAAGAGCAUGGACACUACAGAGACGACUUCAUCAUCUAAAAAGAAAAAGGACAAAAAAGAUAAGGAAAAGGCAGAAGAGAAAGAGAAAGAAAAGGCUAAACCUCAACCAGCAGAGGAAGAUUUGACACCUGAAGAAAAAGCUGCUUUUAAAGAACAACAGAAACAGGAGAAAUUAUUACAGAAAGAAGAGCUGAGGAGGAAAUGGGAAGAAGAAAAACUAAGAAGAAAGGAAGAAAAAGCUAAGGAAGUAGAAAAAAGACGAGAAGAAAAAAGAAUACAGGCUGAACAGUUGAAAGAAUGGAGUAGACACAGAGAUGAUAUGGAGUGUGAUGAUCUUAAGGUGUUGCCAGAACCCACGCCAAUCAAGACAAAAAUUCCACAAGAGUUGUUUGGCGACUGUGUUUUGGUACUGGAAUUUGUAAAUAUCUUCAAGUCAUUGUUUGAUCUAAGAGCUUAUUUCCCCAGGGGUUUUACUUUUGAUGUUUUAGAAGAAGCUUUGUUAGAGACUGACCACAAUGGAAUAUUGACAGAUGUACUACUAAUGAUGAUGACAGCUAUAUUCAGUCUUCAAGAACAAGAAGAGGCUGAAGAGGAGGAAUUGUCAAAACAAGACGAAGCUGUUACUGGAGUUCUAGGUAAUGAGACAGAUGUACAAGAUACAGACCAGUUGAUGGAACUUGCUACAGUGUGUUCAUUAACUCCAAUGUUUAAUCAUGGGUUACUUUUAAAGAAACUCCCACUCGACUCGUUCACUUUAUCUGAGAUUGUUCGUCUUCAUUUGUUGUCAUCUGGAGCUAAAGUCAGCGACAAAAAUGUCAAAUACCGUUUCCAAGAACGUGGUGGUUACACUUCCUUAGAUGAUCCAGGGCUAGAGUUUCGUAGACGAGAAACAGCAUUGUUGAAAAAUCUUUCAUCACAAUCAAUUUUUGAUCUUCCACCAGCUGAUCGUCUUAAGAUAAUUACUGUUUUGAUACAACAAUUUAUGACCUAUGCAGCCUCCAGGGAUACUAUAGAAGACGGUAGUGAAAGAUUAAGACUGUUGAGAUAUGAUUUAAAACAGAUGCAAUGGGCAGAACAACGAAGGGAACGAGAAGAGGCAGGGGCAAAGUACAAGAAAAAAAUGGAAGAAAGGGCUAAAGAAAGGGACAAGAGAGAAGAGUGGAGACAAAACUGUUUGAAAGAACAGGAGAAAAGAAAUAUAAGGAAGGAGGCAGGUGAGGAUGUUUCAAAAUUGCCUCCUAUUGAUUGGCAAUACAAAAGUGAUGAAGUGGAAGCAACACCAGAAGAAAAAGAAGAAAUAAGGAAUCAAGAAGAAGAGGAAGAAGCAAAUAAAAAGGCAGAGUUUGCCUUGAAAGAGAAGAAAGUGCUUGACGAUCUUUCAAAAUUACAACAAAAUUGUUCUAUUGUUCCUGUAGGAAGAGACAGAAUGUAUAGGAGGUAUUGGGUUUUCAAUUCUAUACCAGGACUUUUUGUAGAAGAUGAUGAAUUACACGUAGAUACGAAACAGCUACAACCAUCAGACAUUAAAUUCUUAACGGGUAACACAGAAAAACCGAAAGAUGAAAAUGGUAGCGAUAAAGAAAAUGAUUCUAUAAAUACUCCUAAUAAAAGUAUCAAUAAUACAAGUAUUAAUGGACCAAAAAAUGAGCAGAUUGCUGUGACAAAGAAUGGCGAUGUUGUUUGUAUAAGUGACGAGGAAAACUCACGAAAUUCAAGCAGUGUUGUGAAAAUGGAAGUUGACAAAGAUAAUGAAGAAAAAUCUCAUCCCGUCUUACCAGAAAAUGAAGUGAUACGACAAAUAGUCAGUAGGCAGAAAAAUCAAUGGGCUUUUAUUUCAACUGAGGAGGAAUUUGAACAUUUACUGAAUUCUCUAAAUUGUCGUGGAUAUAGAGAAUCUGCUCUUAGAGCAUCAUUAUUAGAAAACAGAUCUCGUAUUGAAGACAGUAUUGAUAAGUGUCCAGUAGACGCGAUAUUUAAAGACACUGAUGAUUCUGAAUUUGUUAAUGAGGAUAAUAAUGUGUCAAAAAAGCCAAAGUCUACUGUAAAAAAGACAGCAAAAGGUCUCAUAAAGUCCGACUCAGCUCAGGAAGUGUUAGAAAUUAAUCUGCGGGAACUUUUAUUGGAUCUGGAGGAGAGAAUUUAUGUUGGAGCUUUGGGAACUAUGAAGAUUAAAGAUAGACUUGCAUGGAGAGAUGCUCUUGAAAAAGGAAGUUUUGAUCCUCAAUCUGAUGAUCCCUUGUAUGCCAAGUUUGAAAUUAAGAAAACUGAAGAAAAUGGUGACUGUGAUGAUGCGUCAUCUGUAAGUUCAGGAGAUGCAGCAGAGUCAAUAGUUAAAGAUUUAUCAAAGGCUUUACUGCAAAUACAACAUGGCAUAGAAUCAAAAUUCUUAGUAACACCCUUAGGUGAAGUAGAUGAAAAACAGAAAAAAACAAUUGCAGAACUGAAGAAAGAAAAACUUGAGAAAGAAGAACAGUUGAAGAAAAAAGAAGAAGAGGACAGUGAUGCAGAGGAAGAAAAAGUGCCACAGAAGACAACAUUAGAAAGGUGGCAGGAAUCUUUAUUACACUGUACAAGUCUGUCACAAAUCUUCCUAUAUCUUGGAACAUUGGAGAAAAGUAUUGCCUGGUCUAAGUCAGCACUCAAUGCCAGGUGUCGAGUGUGUAGGAGAAAAGGAAAUGCUGAUCAAAUGUUAUUGUGUGAUCUAUGUGAUCGAGGUCACCAUAUUUAUUGUCUGAAGCCACCACUUAAGAUUAUUCCGACCGGAGAUUGGUUUUGUCCUGAUUGUAGACCAAAAGAAAUAAUAAAACGAAGUCCAUUAAAAGGAAGAAGACAAACAUUUGUUGAAGAAUCAGAAAACGAAGAGAAAUCAUCGAGUGAGGAAGAAGAAGACUCGUCUGAUGAAGAGGAGGUUGAAGAAGAGGAGGAAGAAUCAGAAGAAGAGCAGGAGAGUGACGAAGAGGAUGUGGAAUGUGCCGUGUGUAAUAAGGGAGGAACUCUAAUCUGUUGUGACGCUUGUCCACUGUUCUAUCAUCUGGGAUGUGCCAAUCCACAGUUGAAAAAAGUACCACGAGGCAAAUGGUUAUGUCAGAUAUGUUUGGGUACUGGAACCUCUGGGAAAAUCAAAUUACCAAAACAUACUAAAGGAAAGCUGAAAGGUACACCUAAGUCCACACCAAGCAAUAGCAGAAAAGGUAGUCCUAGAGAAAGUCCAAUAACAGUUCCAAAGGGAUCCAGGAAACGUCCACUGGCUGAGUUGGAAGAUAAUGGUCCGAAACUGAAGAAAGGUGGUCGUUCAGCAUCUAAGCUUCCCCAUGUAAAUGGAGAUAUGGAUCUUGGUGCAGCAAAAAGUAUAGCGAGUAGUUCUAGAGGAACACCUAAAGUACAUCUAUUAAGAAACUGUGAAGAGAUUGUCCAUGACCUAGUCAAGCAUGAAGAGUGUUGGCCCUUCUUGAAACCUGUUAGUAAAAAACUGGUUCCAGAUUACCAUCUUAUCAUAAGCAGACCAAUGGAUUUUGCUACUAUUAGAAACAAAAUAAAUAAUUAUGGUUAUUCCAAUUUGACCGACCUAGUAACAGACGUCCGCCAAGUGUUCUCCAACUGUUUUGAAUACAAUAAAAAGACAAGUGUAGAAUUCAAAGCAGGACUAUCAUUAUCAAAAUUGUUCGAGAAACGUUUAAAAGAUUUGAAUAUAGACGUACCAGAAUCAUCAGCGCCACCUAGUAAACGGUCAAGAAGGACAUUAUGAUAAAAUGAAACAUUUUUCUUAUUUAUGACAGAUUUCAUAUAAAAGUUGUUUUCAAAUAUUUUUAUCAAUAUUUUGCCAAACUGCCAUCCAUUUCUAUGAACACCUAGAACAAAGAUAUGCCUUUAUUGACAUUAGAAUGUGUACUAGUGCAUUUAAGUCAAGUUAGCUUGUACUACUUUAUUAUAUAAUAGGUCUUUCGUAAGAAAAUGGUCAAACAGGUUUUUUAGUUAUUAUUUUUUGUUAACCUUGCUUUGAUUUGAUUGUUUGUUUACUCUUGAUAAUAAAAAAAUGGAAAUGGAAAUGGCCACCAUAAUGAUAAAGCAACUUUAACUUCAUAGUAUAUGGUACAUACUCGAGAUGUCUAAUGUAACUAUAAAAAUGGCUGAUACGCUGUGUACCCAAGUUUGUUAGACAUUCUUCCCCAGAGUUGGGAUGUAAAGGUCAACUGUUUGAGAAUCCUAUACUAGACUAGUGCUCUUUUGAUAAAAAAAAUAAAAAAAUGCAUAAUAUACUAAUGUACUAAUGAGUACUAAAUGAUUGAACUCUGGUCAUAUUUAUGUUGGAUAAAUAUUAUUUUUUGAAGCAUUUUGAUGUGAAAAUGUUUUGAUAUGUAUGGUGUAAUUUAUAAAAGUUGUUUUUCUAUAUUUCUGGUUUUAAAGAAAAUAAAAGCAUAAAAUUGAGACAUACAUUUUUAGCAAAUUUCCUUGUGAAUACUUCAAUUAUGGAUAUAAAUAUAUCAUUUCUUGCAAUUCUGUGGUGGAAUUUUUAGUGUUGGACCUAUAAAAAAAUAAUCAAGGUAACUGUUAUUGAUAAAAUCUUGAAUCUGUAUUUGCCAGUUAAAAAGUGAGAAAAAAUUUAUAAUAAAAAUGGCCAGCUUAACAAUGCAUAUAUUUUAAGUCCAAAAGAUCUUUAUGUUCAAAUUAAAUAUCUUAUUGUUAGGUUCUUGUAUAUACAUUGAUAUCUCAGGUAUAAAAGCAUUCUUAUAGAGUGGAUAUUUUUGUAAGACAUCUUAAAUUAUAACUGUUUUAGACUAAUAUUUGAUUUUGUACCCAGUUGAGCAAUGUAUCAAGGUUUAAAAGCUGCACUAUUUAAAACUAUUGAAUUUUGAAAAAUUCUGAAAUGUAUAUCUGAGUAUUAAAACGCAACAAUGAAGAAUUUCAACUAAAAAAUAAAAGUAGGAGGCAAAGAAAAUAUUUAAGCACUAACAAUUAAACUGAAUAUGUAUGAAAUAAUUUCAAUUGGACAUUAGGAAAACAACAAUAAAUCACAUGCAAAAAAGUUGAUGACCUUUAAAUUGAUAUAUAGAGGUCAGCUGUAAUUUAUCAAAAAGCAAAGAUUUUGAAUUAUAAUAUGUUAUUUAGAAUAAGGUAGGCAAAAAUAUAGAUUUCUAUCUGCUUUUGAUAACUUUAGUUCAAAAAGUUUUCAUCAUCAUGUGUUUUGAAUAACCUAUCAACAAAGAGAUUUCAGUUUGGUUUCAUAUUGAUUCAGAUAUUGUUUACCUCUAAAUUCUGGGAUCACCACAGCAUCUUAAAAGACCUAUUGCUGCAAUUGAAUAUCAAAACAGACUUCUAUUCCCUAUUGAAACAUUAUGUAAACCUGAAUAUCCAAGGAUUCAAAAGAUUUUAUUAAUAUUUCAUUUCACUUUAAUCUUGAUUUUAUGCAAAAACAAACUUAAGUUUGUAGUGGAUUUAUUAGUGUUUAAAAGUUCCUUGGACCAAGCUUACCAAUUUGAAAAAUGGUGUUUACAUUUAAUUAGUGAUAUUGAUCUGCAUGAAGGGUAUACAAUUUUUAUACAAUUUUACUCAAAUUAUAGCAUCUUGUGUAAGACAAACUAUCUUGUGGUGAUCCCUGCAUUAAGUGUACAAGUAUUGAUCAUAGUUGGUAAUAUUCAUACAAGUCAUUCUCAUUACUAUUAAUGUUCAUUAAACAAUGUGUAUGAUGUUACUUAUUGACAUUGUGCUACUAUAUUUAAUAAAUUAUUGAGUUUUGUACAAGUUA